AUGGUGCGAUCAAGGGACAUGUUGAUCUGCAGCCUGCUUCUCGGCGUACAGGCCGUCUGGGCCGCCCCACCAAAGGCGGCAGGAAGUGCAGGAAACAGCCGCAGUCCGGGUUCUGGGGCUACUGCUAUGGGCGUAAGCAGCGCUACGAAUGGCCAGCGGACGCUCAAGGGCAGAUUCCUGCAUAUUACUGACUUCCAUCCCGAUCCUUUCUACAAGACAUACGCGAGUACCACCUCGGAUGCAGCCUGCCAUCGCGAGCGUGGCCCGGCCGGCAUUUAUGGCGCAGAGACGACGGGCUGCGACUCGCCCUUUGCCCUCAUCAACCAGACGUUUAGAUGGAUAAACGACAACUUGAAAAACGAAAUCGACUUCAUCGUGUGGACUGGUGACUCGGCGCGACACGAUAAUGACGACGCGAUUCCGCGGACGCAAAAGCAGGUCAUAGAGCAGAACGAGUACAUGGUGUCAAAGUUCACAGAGGUUUUUGGACAGAACGGGCACGGUGGUGGUACGAAUGCCUUUGCUAUACCAAUCGUGCCGACUUUUGGCAACAACGACAUAUUGCCUCACAACAUCUUCACGAGCGGUCCAAAUCGAUGGACGACCAAAUACCUGGAUAUCUGGCGUGGCUUCAUACCGGAGGCACAGAGACAUCAGUUUCAGCAGGGAGGAUGGUUCUCUGUUGAGGUGAUUCCGGGGAAGCUGGCCACCAUAAGCCUGAACACCAUAUACUUCUUCACUUCCAACUCUGCCGUCGACGGCUGCGCGAAGAAACACGAACCCGGCUACGAACACAUGGAAUGGCUGCGCAUCCAGCUUCAACUCCUACGAGAACGCGGGAUGAAAGCUAUACUUAUGGGUCAUGUUCCACCCGCCCGAGUGGAUGGCAAAGAGAGCUGGGACGAGACAUGCUGGCAGAAAUAUGCCCUUUUUGAACGACAGUUUCGCGAUGUCAUUGUUGGCAAUCUCUUUGGGCACAUGAACAUCGAUCAUUUCAUGCUGCAGGAUUUUGAGAGCAUCGAAAAGGACACAGAAAAUGGCCAUAUGGGGGUCUCUGUGCGCUCAGCUACAUCGGGCAACGAGGUAGAACUCUUCGAGGAUGGCGAGGUGACUGUCGCGUCGGCCACAGACUACCUACUCAACCUACGGCAGGCUUGGGCUCAACUUCCUGCGCCGCCGGUGAAGUCGAACAAGAAGUUACGUACAAAGUACAGUGACGAAGAGGAAGAGGAAGAGGAAGAGCAGGAAGAUACAGUGUGGGAUUGGCUCGCGUCCAUGGUCUCAAGAUCGUCAAAAGAUCGGAAAGAGGAGAGGAAGAAAUACCUCGAGAAAAUCGGAGGCCAGUACGCUGAACGCUAUGCAGUAACUCAUGUUGCGCCGAGUAUAGUACCAAACUACUUUCCUACACUCCGCAUCAUCGAGUACAACAUUACUGGUCUAGAAAAUUUCGACGUAUCAACUGGCUCCAGCAGCCUACCAAUCGUGGACGCGUCAGCCGGGCAGAUGCCGAUCGCUGCCACCGACUAUGAGGAUGACGAAGACUAUGUAAGGCAUCUUGAGACCGUACAGCGAAUGAAGCACAGGGGCAAAAAGGACAAGAAGAAGCGGAAGUACAAGUUCGAAGUUCCGGACGGCCCUUCCAAAACUGCACCGCCUGGCCCUGCCUACUCACCGCAGACUCUUACUUGGACACGCUAUGUUCAGUACUUUGCAAAUCUCACUCGCAUCAACAACGAUUUUGUUGAUUCACCACUGAACGCCGUCGUUGUUCAGGACACGUCUGCAAACGAGUUCGCUGUGAGCACCAUCUUUGGAUUCGAGAUUGGCCCAGACGGCAAGAUCAAACAGAAGAGGUGGAACGAAGGGAAACAUAAGAAACAUCAAGGCAAGCAGCCGCGACCUGAGCCACAUCCUAAUGAGUUUGUGUUUGAAGUAGAGUACGACACGAAGAAAGACAAAGGCUUUUCCGAUCUCACCGUAAGACGAUGGGUCGAGUAUGCAAGGAAGAUUGGCUCAGGCGAAUCGAAAUCGAAAUUUGUCGAUGUUGAAGAGGAGGAGGUUGUGAACGAGCAUCUUGGAGAAGAUGAAUAUGACGCCAAAAAAGGCAAGAAACACAACAAGGGAAAGAAGGGUAAACACCACAAGAAGCACGAGAUGUCAAAAGAGUGGUUCACGUUUGCCAAGCGCGCAUUUGUAGGGACCUUGGAUCCACAUGAGAUUCAGGAGUUAUUUGGCAGUGCAUCAGCAACAGAGUCAUUGGAAGGGGCGCAAGAGGUCAUGGAGUUGUAAGCAAGAGAGAAGCGCGCGGUUCAUGUUAUGUUUGAGUGGGAUGUUGAGGCACGGUAUACCCUUUGAUGUUUGGUGGCGUUUAUAUUUCCUUUUUCCAGCAUCCCGUUGCUUGUAUCUUGCAUCAACCCUAGCUGGUCUUGUCUCGCUAUUUAGGGCGUAUGGCGAUUGAACGCAGAGCUACGUGAUAGAUGAUGAAGAAAUGAUUUGCAUUGG
Pyrenophora tritici-repentis Pt-1C-BFP is the source of this 2502-nucleotide messenger RNA. RefSeq lists its product as uncharacterized. NCBI's taxonomy places the organism in Eukaryota, Fungi, Ascomycota, Dothideomycetes, Pleosporales, Pleosporaceae. Gene Ontology annotation, molecular function: exopolyphosphatase activity; endopolyphosphatase activity; phosphoric diester hydrolase activity. Gene Ontology annotation, biological process: polyphosphate catabolic process. The record is from RefSeq and is a predicted model, not a curated record. Gene Ontology annotation, cellular component: membrane; fungal-type vacuole.